Camelina sativa (false flax) is the source of this 2209-nucleotide messenger RNA. RefSeq lists its product as uncharacterized. The record is from RefSeq and is a predicted model, not a curated record. Gene Ontology annotation, molecular function: protein binding. Gene Ontology annotation, cellular component: membrane. Lineage: Eukaryota; Viridiplantae; Streptophyta; Magnoliopsida; Brassicales; Brassicaceae.
UUUUGUUUAUUAAUAUUAUAUUAAGGUUGGUCCAAGAAAUUUAAUUACAACAAUGAGUUCUAAUCAAUUAGGCGGAGCUGUGGAAGAAACAUUUAAGUCGAGCCCUUUCAAAUUCUCUAAAACAAAAUUUUUUCAUGGUGGCCUAGAAGUCAGUUCUGAAGACAGUUCCUCACCUAUAAAAGAAGUUCCAGAGGAAGAAGCUCCAAGUGAUCAAUUCAAUCUUCAGAUUCCGACUGCAUCUCAGCUUCAAGGGAGGGUUACGAACGAAUACUAUGAGUAUAUACAAUUAAAUCAAGGAAUAAGCCAAGGUCGUGUAGAAGCCGUGAAAGAUUUCUUGAACCGUUGGCCGGACGCAGUGGAUAAAUUUAUAAACCCUUACGAGACGCCAUUGUUAAAGGCUUGCGCAUAUGGAAACCCCGAGAUUGUUAAAUUGCUUCUGCGUCGUAUGACACCUGAACAAAUGCUUCCCAAGAUGAGCCAAAGCGCUUUUUACAACACGCCUCUUACUAUCGUUGCUGUUAGUGGAAACAUGGAGAUUGCUGAAGCCUUAGUCGCCAAGAACCCUAAACUGCUAGAGAUUCCUGGAAACAAUGGAGAGAUUCCUGUUGUGGUUGCGGUUGAGAACACGCAGAUGAAGAUGGCUCGCUAUCUUUACAACAGAACUCCGGUUCAGGUGUUACUUGACAAAGACGGGUUUCACGGUAUCUUGCUAUUUCUCAAUGCCAUCUACUAUAAAAAGCUCGACAUGGCCUUGGAUCUGUUCAACAAAAGCAGACGCUUAGCCGUCACAAAACACUUGCAAAUCGAUUCGGUUCCCAUCAUUGUCUUGGCUUCAAAGCCAGAUCUUUUUCCCGGUGGCUGCUAUCUUGGACCAUUGAAACGCUUCAUCUACUCUUGUAUACAAAUAAAGCAGCCAACUUUUCCAAAGCCUUCUCGUUCUAACAAAGAUCAUCAGACAGAUACCCUAAUGGGGAAACUGCUCAAUUGUCUCUCCAAAUGGACCGGGAUAGAUGAAGUGUACCGACUUAAGGUCACGCAUCUACUAGCAAAGAAACUUUUACGUGGAAUAUCAGAAGAAACAUUGGCCUUGGGCUUGAAGGAACGUUCUGAGUCAGUGGAUGAGGCUUUACUCUUUGCAGUAAGAUAUGGGAAUGUUGAUUUCUUGGUGGAGAUGAUCAAGAACAACUCCGAGCUUCUAUGGUCCACGGGAACUAGUACGCUGUUUAACACUGCCGUCGAAGUCAGACAAGAGAAGGUGUAUAGUCUCCUCUACGGUCUGGGCGACAGGAAGUACUUGUUUCUCGCCGACAAGAACAGUGACGGGAAUAGUGUGCUUCAUCUCGCUGGCUAUCCUCCUCCUAAUUAUAAGCUCGCUACGGUCGUUAGCGCAACGUUGCAGAUGCAACGCGAGUUACAAUGGUUUAAGGAGAUGGAGAGAAUCGUGCCGGCGAUCGAAAAGGAGAGAGUAAACACAGAAGAUCUAACACCGAUAGAGAUAUUCAGAAAGGAGCACGAAGCAAUGCGACUAGAAGCUGAGAAGUGGAUGAAAGAUACGGCUAUGUCUUGCAGCUUUGUAGCGGCUCUCAUCGUCACGGUCACCUUCGCGGCAAUAUUCACCGUCCCGGGCGGCACGGACGAAAAUUCACGCGGUAGACCCUUUCACCUACAUGAACCAAAAUUCGUCAUAUUCAUCGUCUCCGAUCUGAUAUCGUGCUUCGCCGCAUGCACGUCCGUCCUCAUCUUCCUCGGGAUACUCACCGCGAGAUACGCCUUCGACGAUUUCUUGUUCUCUCUGCCUGGGAAAAUGAUCGCUGGACUUUCGACAUUGUUUGUCUCGAUAGCGGCGAUGCUUGUGGCAUUCUCGUCGUCCCUAUUCACGAUCUUUAACGUCCCUUGGAUCGUUGCUCCGACGAUCUUCCUCGCUUGUUUCCCGGCGCUGUUGUUUGUUCGGAUUCAGUAUCCUCUCCUCAAGGAGCUCUACUUCUCCACUUACGGCAAAAAAAUCUUCGACCGAAAGAUGAAAUCUUUGUUUUAACAUAAUUACAUAAAGUGUGUGUGUGUUUGCUUAAAGUGUACGUGUUUUAAAUCUUUUUUUUUUUUUGGGUGAAUUUGAAAAUUAAACCCCUCAUGAAACGAGAAAAUGCUAUUGUGCGAGAGUUCACUUUUCCUUUCUUUCCCAUGUGGUUUAAGAUUACACGAUUCUUCCUAA